This is a messenger RNA of Dufourea novaeangliae, 2634 nucleotides long. Its product is annotated as tubulin glycylase 3A-like. Gene Ontology annotation, biological process: cilium assembly; protein polyglycylation; cilium movement. Gene Ontology annotation, cellular component: cilium. The coding region runs from base 1 to 2634 and encodes 877 amino acids. Gene Ontology annotation, molecular function: protein-glycine ligase activity, initiating. The transcript is spliced from 13 exons. The record is from RefSeq and is a predicted model, not a curated record. Lineage: Eukaryota; Metazoa; Arthropoda; Insecta; Hymenoptera; Halictidae.
AUGAAUGCGAACGAUGAGGCGUCGACGAAACUGGAGCCGAUCAGCUCGGAAAAAGCUGUCAAGAAUGAAACAGAGAUCAUCGAAGAUGAGCCCGCUGAGCCUACCGAGCCUGCCGUGAAAGAAACCGAUGAUUCUAAUGAUACGACCGACACGAAUGUGGAAGACAUUAUUCAAGUCCCUUCAGAACUGCCGCCAACGCUUCACGAACGCUUCAUGCGGAUCAAAGAAAUGGUUAAGGAUGCCAUAGCCGCUCAUCACACGUUCAUGGUAUACGGGAGGGCUCGAGUGAUUCGUGAAUGUAUGCUGAAACGGGGAUGGUGUGAAAAAUUCUUCAGAAAGAAUCCCAACGGUAGAUCAUCGUCCGAACAUUUCACCGUGAACUCGAGCCCCGUGAUGCUACUGGCCGGUAUCGGUGACUUGAAGGAUCAACAAAGCGAACGACAACUGAUUUCACGAAUGCUCAGCAAUCACACCGUCGAUUUUCUCUGGAACACAGGAUCAGAUUGGCCGGGUUGGCCGUCGCAGGACAACAAAACGACGAUCUUCAACAGAUACUGUCGGGCAGGAUUCACGUCGAAGGUGGGCCUGUGUUCGAACGUUCGACAAAUGCACUGGUAUUACGAGGCCGGUGUGGCGAACACCCUAUUCCCACGUUGCUACAACCUUUGUCAGGGAGAUCAGAUGCACGCUUUCAUCGAGGAUUUCCGAUUCACCGCCUGUCUGAGUCUGUUGAAAUGGCUGGUGAACAUGAUCAACGCGGAAGGCGAGAACGCGGUCAGAUCGCCGACGGGGACCGUGCCGUUGAAGGCCCUAGAGUUCGCGAUUAAACGGUGCAGCGAUUACAUCAGCGCCCAGUCCCACGAGGACAUCGAUCAGGAAACUGAAAGAGUAUGGGCGCAUCAGUGGGACCAGUUUAUCAGCUGGUAUUAUCAGAUCGUCCAUAGCCAGUCGCUUUUCAUACGGAACAGCGUGCCGUUUCAAAAGUUUUUUUUGGCUGCGAAACACAUUUUAAAGAAGAUGAAAAAGUACUGCCCUCAAAUGGACAUGGACGGCGUGAUGAAUGUGUGGAUCAUGAAGCCUGGGAAUAAAAGUCGGGGACGGGGGAUCGUACUGCUGAACAAAUUGGAGGACGUAUUGACGAAAAUGAAUCCUGCGAAUAAAACGGACACUCGGUUCGUCGUGCAGAAAUACAUCGAACGACCGCUGCUGAUUCACAGCACGAAGUUCGAUAUCCGGCAAUGGUUUGUCGUUACCUGUGCUCAGCCCUUAACACUUUGGAUAUACAAGGAGAGCUAUCUACGGUUUUGCUCGCAGAAAUUCUGUCUGACGAACUUCCACGAAUCGAUUCACCUGUGCAAUCACGCGAUCCAAUGCAAGUACACGAAUUGCGGUGACAGAGAUCCUGCGUUGCCCUCGGACAACAUGUGGGAUGCGACAACUUUCAAGGGGUUCCUCAAGUCCCAGGGACACGAUAAAGCGUGGGACGAGCUGAUUUACCCGGGAAUGAAGCAGGGUUUAGUGGGCUCUAUGUUGGCCAGCCAGGAAGCCAUGGAUCGUCGGAAGAACAGUUUCGAGCUUUACGGGGCGGACUUUAUGGUUAUGGAAGAUUUCUCUGUCUGGCUGAUCGAGAUCAAUAGUCACCCCGACAUGAGUUACUCGAGCAAAGUUACGACCCGUCUUUGUCGUCAGGUUUUGGAGGACACUAUAAAAGUGGUGAUAGAUUUUCGUGAAGAUAAAAACGCAGACACGGGGCAAUUUGAGCUGGCCUACAGACAACGAAUGCCCAGCUGCCAGCCGUACUUGGGCGCAGCCUUGUCCCUUCAAGGGACUCGAAUCACAACGUUCGAGAAAAAGCCAACUUUCACCAAUCAGGAUUCGAAAGUUAGCCUUUCGUCCAAGUCCCCGAUGACGUGUCUGACGAAGAAAAAAUCAACGGUACACAAUCAGAUUGGUCCGGUGAUCGUCGACUUGAUCGAGGAACUAGAAAUACAACUCGACCAGGAAUUCUACGCCUAUUACAAAGUAGACUCGCCGAAAUUCCGGCAAGCGUUGCCAGCUACCGCGCCGCCACGACCCUUGAAGACUGCCAUACUGAUCGAUAAACAAGAAUCGACCAUAAAGAGCGCUCUUGUGGGUGGCGGGUCUAAUGUCAAGUCGAAGUCAGCCGGCGUGGUACAGAACAAUCGAAUAAAUGAGAAGUCUGGAAACAGUCAGAAAGCUGCGUCACGGACGCCCAGAAAGUUGAAGACUUUCACAGGUUCGACGAAUAAUAACCGAACGGAAAUGUCUCCUGCCAGGGAAACUUUAAUCUCGAAGAUCAUGGCGUUUCAGAAACAAUCGUCGAAGCUAACCCCGAAAUCCGAUAAGCCUAACAAAGUAAACCAACAAAAGAUUAUCAAGACAGCGGUACGAGAUGCAAUUAAAAAGUAUAAAAGAAGCGCUACUCUGCCCACCAUCCCGUCGGAGAUACCAGUGCUACCAUCCCUGAUUACAGCGAAUCGAGGGAACGAAGUUACCACAGGGAAGAAUAAGAAUCGUAGCGUUAUGCCGAAGAAGAAUACUCAUCAGAGGAAAAGCAAAGUUUUAACCGACAUCACGGACAUGUACGCUGUUGGGCUGAGGUUGACAAAAUAA